AUGGUCGACAUGGAGAGCCAUUACCAUCCCCCUUCGCCCCUGGAGGACUCGGUGCUGGGCAGCCCCCUGUGCGCCGAUCACAACUUCAUAGGCGGCAUGGAGGAGCUCCAGGACAUCUCCCAGUCCAUCGACAACGACGCCCUCAGCUCCUUUGAUGUCCCCGAAUACCAGUCCUCCAGCAAUGGCUCUGAAGGUUCCACUGUUCUAGAUGCCCUGACACCAGCAUCCAGCCCGUCGUCGGUUGUUUACGGGAUGGCAGCGGGCCAGGAUGAGUUCUCAUCUGCCUCCUCUUCGCUCAAUCUAGAGUGUCGAGUUUGUGCUGACCGUGCCUCGGGCUAUCACUAUGGAGUCCACGCAUGCGAGGGCUGCAAGGGUUUUUUUAGGCGGACCAUCCGUCUGAAGCUGGAGUAUGACAAGUGUGAGCGUCGCUGCAAGAUCCAAAAAAAGAACCGCAACAAGUGCCAAUACUGCCGCUUCCAGAAGUGCCUGUCGGUGGGCAUGUCCCACAACGCCAUCCGUUUUGGUCGGAUGCCCCAGUCAGAGAAGCUAAAGCUGAAGGCGGAGAUGGUAACGGGGGACAGGGAGGUGGAAGACCCCCAGGUAGCCGACCAGAAGACGCUGGCCCGGCAGAUUUAUGAGGCCUUCCUCAAGAACUUCAACAUGAACAAGGCCAAGGCUCGAACCAUUCUCACCGGCAAGACCAGCACCCCUCCUUUCGUCAUCCAUGACUUGGAGACCCUACAGCUGGCAGAGCAGACGCUUGUGGCAAAGAUGGUGGGCUCAGCAGGAACGCUAAAGGACAGGGAGGUAGAAGUACGGAUUUUCCACGUCUGCCAGUGCAUGUCGGUGGAAACCGUCACCGAGCUCACAGAGUUUGCAAAGUCCGUCCCCGGGUUCUCGAGCCUGGACCUCAAUGAUCAGGUGACUCUUUUGAAAUAUGGCGUGUACGAGGCCCUCUUUGCCAUGCUUGCCUCCAGUAUGAACAAGGAUGGGCUACUUGUAGCGUACGGCUCUGGCUUCAUCACCCGGGAAUUCCUCAAGAGCCUGCGGCGGCCGGUCAGUGAUAUGAUGGAGCCAAAGUUCCAGUUUGCAAUGAAGUUUAAUGCGCUGGAGCUGGAUGACAGUGACCUGGCACUGUUUGUUGCUGCUAUCAUCUGCUGUGGAGACCGCCCAGGCCUGGUGAAUGUGGCGCACAUUGAGCGAAUGCAGGAGAGCAUUGUGCAGGUGCUACAGCUCCAUCUGCUGGCCAAUCACCCCGACGACUCUUUCCUCUUCCCCAAGCUACUGCAGAAACUGGCUGACCUCCGGCAGCUAGUCACUGAGCAUGCACAACUGGUGCAGGAGAUCAAAAAGACAGAGGACACCUCACUGCACCCACUCCUGCAGGAGAUCUACAGAGACAUGUACUGAGGGUUGUGGAGGAAUAACCAGGAGAGGCACUCUACAAAUCAUCUCCUUUUUUCAGGGACAAAAGAAGAAGAAGAGUCCUCCAUAAGCUAGGUUGAACCACUUAAACCCCCAUAAUGCAGCAAGAGUUAGCUUUGGCUUCUGGUCAGCACAAGAGGUCCCGUUAAGGUCCUGGCAAGAGGCUGAUGAUUUUCUUGGCUUGACACAGUACUCUCCACUCCAUUGUGUGGACCUUCAUUGGCAAAAAAGUCAUUUAUGCAAAGAUGUGACGUACACAGCUGAUUGAGCCCCUAUCUAGAUACCAGUGUUUGCAAUCUCUGACCAAACACUUAAUGCUAAUUUGAUGUAGUUGAGGUGAUCUCCAUGGUUAUCCCUAUCCUGACCCUUAACAAGCCCUAAAAUGAGGAAAAAACGUGAACUUGAUAGUCACCACUCCAGCAGUAUGCUUGAAAGUAGAUUUUUAUACUGAUGUCAAAGAGCAAAAAGCCAUAUACCUUCACAGUUAACAACGCCCAUAUGACUUCAGUAGGCAGCAACAUUAAGACAGUAAUGAUACAGUUUCCAAGCAAGGCAGCUACUGCCAAAUUGGCUGUCAAUAACGGGUGGUGAUGGUUAUCCAUGCACCAGCCCCCCUAGCAUGUUCCUUCCCCGUUUGUAUACCCAGAGACAUAACUGUGGUGCCACCAGGCUCCUGAACAUAAACAUGUAUUUGUACUGUAAGCCUUCUAAGCCAUACUGUGUUUGUAAUGAUACUGGAAAUGAUUAUCUCUUUUUUUCAAGUCUUUCAUUGAGUUGCCAAGGUCAUCCAGUCUUUCUUCAAACACGUUUUUGAGGUCGCUAACCUCAGUUAGGAGUAGCUGUGCCCAGUCAGGUGUUUCCUCAUCAUUUGUUUGAUUGCCGCACGCCACUCACUUUUCUUUGUUUUGGCUCGGGUUUCACAGGAAAACCAGCAAUAGACAUGCAGAUAGGCAACUAUGUUUUAAGCAGACAAAUCCAGAUCUUUAGUUUAAGUAAAUUGUCAUUUGGAGGCCCAACAUCAAGUUUGAAAGGUACAUUGUGUAGGAAUUUCUGCCAUCUAGCGGUGAAAUUGUAUUUUGCAUUCAAACGAAUAGUGCUCUCUAGCACCUCGCUUUUUCAAAUGCGUAUUGCAACUACGGUAGCCAUUAUGUACCAAGAAGCUAUUCAUUGAGUUUUCUUUCGGGUGAUGAGGUUCGUUAUUUCAAACAAACUGCAUUGAAUCAUUAGUGUGAGCAUGUAUAAGUAAUUGUCCUUGUAAUUUAGACCGUAACAUUCACUUGCCUGUCAAGGAGAAAGCCGGCAACUUCAGCGUCCCUUUGAAAGUCUUUCUCCUUCAUUAGCUCUUUCCACCUGGGAAAGGCUACCCCGAUGUUUACCCUCGUGUUUUGAAUUCGCCGGUAACGUUGACUUUUUAAUUCUUUUUUUCGUUUUUUUGGCGAUGAGGAUUCCUUCUCCUGUGGCUCGGCAUAAGUAUGAUCAUCCAUUAGUGACAAGCGCCUCUCACUGAUCUCCUCCGUUUCAGCUGGUUUCAGUCACGUGAUGCUGGCUCUGAACGAAAAAGCGUUGCUCGUGCUUUAUGUCCCUCUCAGCGAGUUAUAGUUUUUCAAAAUGG
This is a messenger RNA of Perca fluviatilis (European perch), 3037 nucleotides long. It is a transcript of the gene pparab, whose product is annotated as peroxisome proliferator-activated receptor alpha b. Gene Ontology annotation, cellular component: nucleus. Gene Ontology annotation, biological process: positive regulation of transcription by RNA polymerase II; negative regulation of inflammatory response; negative regulation of transcription by RNA polymerase II. Lineage: Eukaryota; Metazoa; Chordata; Actinopteri; Perciformes; Percidae. Bases 1 to 1410 code for a protein of 469 amino acids. Gene Ontology annotation, molecular function: RNA polymerase II cis-regulatory region sequence-specific DNA binding; zinc ion binding; nuclear receptor activity. The record is from RefSeq and is a predicted model, not a curated record. The transcript is spliced from 6 exons.